AUGACCCACCUAGAAGACAAAGUCCUGGAAACAUCCCCCAUAACACCCCUCUGCUGGUUCCGUAACGUGGACGAUACCUUUGUCAUCCUUAAGCUUCAUCCCGACAGCGACCCUAAUGCUCUACUAGACCACAUCAACUCCCAAAACCCACGUAUUCAGUCCAACCGUCAUUUGACCUUCCUUGAUGUACUGGUACUGAAGGACACCAGCAAUAAACUUAGCACUACAGUAUACCGAAAACCAACCCACACAGACCAGUACCUUCACUACGCCUACAACCAUCCGCCCCAAGUCAAGAAAGGAAUCAUCUCCACCCUAAUUCCUAUAACAAACAUCAUGAAGGUAAAGACCCCCGAGCCGAGGCCAAGCAAGUCCGAUAACAAGCGCGUGCAGCCCCGCAAUAGGAUCAAGUACACUGCUGGCCAGCUUCAUCAGUUAGAGAGGGUCUUCAUGUCCAGCCAGUACCCUGACAGCUGCACCCUGGAGGAGCUCUCCAACACCCUCAGUAUCAACACGGAACGACUGUCGAUCUGGUUCCAAAACCGUCGGUCUAAGUUCAAGCGUCAGGCGAAGGGAAGUCACGUGAACUGGAUGAGGCGACAGUUGUACCACCAGGGGUCGCAGUCGUCACAUGACGUCAACAAUCAGUCGGAUAAAUGUCACGUGUUGUCUCCACCAGUCCCCCACAACGCAACACCAGAGGCACCCAAAUCAAAUUUGAACUAUUAUGGGAUGAACUACCCAGCAGCUGUAUCCGGUUGUGACAACAGUUACUUCAUGACGUCACCCAUGUUCCAUCAGAUGACAGCCUCCUACCCAUCGCACAAUGAGAGGAUCGGUGCUUCCGGUUACACCCACAGUCCUUUGUUACUUCCGCAUCUGAACGACAUUUCGUAUCCCCAGACGGCGUCCUAUCCCCAGCAGAGCCCAACGUACUCAAGCCCUCCAACCCCUCUCAGUGAACACGACCACAGUGAGAGUUACCUCCCCUCCUACAGUUUCCCAGGACCCCAGCUGACCUUCACCCCUAUUGCGUGA
This is a messenger RNA of Haliotis rubra (blacklip abalone), 1038 nucleotides long. RefSeq names its product paired box protein Pax-6-like. Gene Ontology annotation, molecular function: DNA-binding transcription factor activity, RNA polymerase II-specific; DNA binding. Lineage: Eukaryota; Metazoa; Mollusca; Gastropoda; Lepetellida; Haliotidae. Bases 1 to 1038 code for a protein of 345 amino acids. The transcript has 5 exons. The record is from RefSeq and is a predicted model, not a curated record. Gene Ontology annotation, biological process: regulation of DNA-templated transcription.